Eurytemora carolleeae is the source of this 1816-nucleotide messenger RNA. RefSeq names its product protein PRY1. The coding region runs from base 73 to 972 and encodes 299 amino acids. Gene Ontology annotation, cellular component: extracellular region. The record is from RefSeq and is a predicted model, not a curated record. The transcript has 14 exons. Lineage: Eukaryota; Metazoa; Arthropoda; Copepoda; Calanoida; Temoridae.
UUUAGAUAUAUAUUUUUCCGCCAUAACCAAUAUGCUUCAUUUUCUUUUAUGUUAAAGUACGUAUAGCUUAAGAUGUUGAAAAAAGAAAAUCCGCACCACUGUUGGAUAUCAAGAAUGUCAAGUUCUGAAGGUGAGCAGGUGCCUGAAGAAAGGAAAGAUGGGGCCCAGGUCCAGGAUAACCGUCCUUUUACUCUUGUUCACAAAACAAUCAAGAAAACUGUAAACGGAGUUACUUCUGUGAAACAAGUAACAGAAAAGGUGUUCAUGGAUGGAACUAGAGAGAAAGUGAAGGAUCAGGAGUUCGGAGACAUGAAGGAGAAAAUGAGAAAGGAAAUGGAAGAAGAAUGUAGGUUUGAGAAGUUAAAAGAUGGUUCUAAAACUAAUGGAGAUCUUGAACAAGAAGGGAGGAAGAAUACAGGAAAAGGAUCUUCAUCUGAUGUUGGCACUAAAUCAGCGGGUUCAAAAGAAAAACAGGCCAACUCUGGUUCAGACUCAAGCUCCGAUGAGGACAAAGAAUCUGAAUCAAAUGAGGAUGAUAAGUUUGCAAAGAAGAGCUUGGAAGAACACAACAAGUUCAGACGUAAACAUGGCGUUCCUCCCCUCACACUUAAUAAGGAGAUGUGUAUGUAUUCUCAAGAAUGGGCCGAAUAUUUGAUUGCAGAGAAUAGGUUUCAGCACAGAACUGAUCAUAAGUAUGGAGAGAAUAUAUUUACAAGUUGGUCUAGCAGACCUAAAAAACCAGAUCCUAAAGUUCCAGUCCAGAGCUGGUAUGAUGAAAUCAAAAAGUAUCAGUUUGGGUCGGAACCUCAAUCAUCAGGAACUGGUCACUUCACCCAAGUGGUUUGGAAGGAAAGUUCAGAGCUAGGAGUUGGUGUCGCAAGCAAGGACGGGAGAGUAAUAGUGGUCGCCAACUAUAAUCCACCAGGAAACUUCAUGGGAAAGUUCUCGAGGAAUGUUCCAGCCCCCUUGUAAACUAUGGGAAUGUACAACACACACUGAUGAGUGCACACGAAAUGUACUUCUAAUUCUGAGCCCGAAAUUUAAGAAACCUGUUAUCUAAAGUUAAAAACCCAUGUUUCGUGAAUGAGUUAAGAAAAUUUUGCAGAUAUCAAAUCUUUUGGUUCAGCAUAUUAUUUAAUUUGAAUGAUAAAUCUUAUCAUUUUCUAAUUCUUACAUUAAUAUCUACAAAAUGUGUAGACCGCAAAAAGGAAACUAGGGAGAAUUCCAUUCAACGAUAUCCUUUUCCGCCUUUAGGUGGAAUGAUAACCUACUCUACCUGUGUACUGUACUGUACUGUACUGUACUGUACUGUACUGUACUGUACUGUACUGUACUGUACUGUACUGUACUGUACUGUACUGUACUGUACUGUACUGUUCUGUACUUUACUGUACCAUACCAUCGUAAACUUAUCUGCACAUUUUCCUUCAAUAAUUCUUUGAAUAAUUAGCAGCACAUUAAAGUAUUAAACCGAAUUUACACACCAUUGAACUACACUCUCUCUAUUGCACAGCACAGCCCUGUUAAUGUAAAAAAUUGAAAUUUAUUUCCCAGAACAAUUUUAAGAUGGUAUGUUUUUUUUUAUAUGAAGAGAUUAUUUAUCAUGAUUCAGUUUUUUCACUGUUUAUUAUAAAAUAUUUUGUAUGCUGGCUGUUACCAUAAAUACUGUAUUGACAUGAUAUAUCUACAUCUCUUUCUUAAUUAAGUAUUAUUACUUUCAUAAUAUUACAAUUUCAUAAUAUUAUUUUUACAUUUAAAAACAAUUAGAAUAUUUACAUGUGCAGUUUGAUACAUUACAAUAAAGACUUUUGAAUUA